This is a messenger RNA of Trichosporon asahii var. asahii CBS 2479, 813 nucleotides long. RefSeq lists its product as uncharacterized. The transcript is spliced from 2 exons. Bases 1 to 813 code for a protein of 270 amino acids. NCBI's taxonomy places the organism in Eukaryota, Fungi, Basidiomycota, Tremellomycetes, Trichosporonales, Trichosporonaceae. The record is from RefSeq and is a predicted model, not a curated record.
AUGACCGGCUCCAGCUCCAGCUCCAACAACCACGAUGACCACGACCUGACCUUCAUGAAGGACUACGGCGCGCAGCCGACCGCGCCGUUCGAGGUCGAGAUCGCCCGUGACUCUCUCCGUCGCCGAAUUGAGGCUGGUGAGUUGCUCCCUCUUGCUCUUGACGUCCAGGUUCUCAAGUCCUCUGGCAACGCCGUCAAGUACGGCACGGUCGCCGGAGCACUCCUCGGUAUCCCCGCCUACAUUUCUCUGGGCAAGAAGCGCCCGGCGCCGCCGUCAUCGUUCAAGUUCAUGGCUGCUGUGACUACGUCGCUCUGCGGUACGAUGCUUGGAUUCGCUAUCGGCUCUCUCGCCGGCAUCUACAAGGUCAAGCACGACAUGCCCGACAGCGAGCGCAAGAUGCGUGUGUUCCAGGAGGUCGCCUACGACGCUCAGCGUGCCAUUGCCGAGCGCCGCGCCGGUAUCCCCGUCGGCGCCAUUGUCACCCACGUCGCGGGUGUUCCCGGCCAGGACUCGUUCUGGACCCCGCAGACCGGCAAGGUCACCUACGACCAGCUCCGCUCGAUGGAGCGCCGUGGCGAGAAGUGGAGCGAGGACAUUCAGAAGCAGUGGGACCAGGCGAGCCAGACCGUUAAGGACCAGUGGAAGGACGCCGCCGACCAGGCCAAGGACGGAUGGAACCAGGCCAAGAACCAGGCCCAGAGCGCCGCCGACGUCGCCAACUCCAAGUGGAACGAGAUCAAGAACGAGGCUCAGAAGGAGGCCAACCAGGCCCAAAAGGAGGGAAAGAACCUCUGGGACAAGUGGACCAAGUAA